AUGAAGUCCGCAAUUGUCGCCUCUCUUCUGUUCGUCGCCACUGCCAUUGCAGCCCCUCUCGAGGCCCGCGCUGCUGCAACCGUCGGUUUCGCUCUCUCGAAUGAUCAGAGUGGUUCAUAUGCCGGCGUUACUUUCCCAGCCGAUGGCACCGACAAGAGUAUUUCAUCCCUCUUCGUCUCCACCUCUGUUGGGUCUUCUGGCCACGUCCUCGCCUCAUCCGCCCAACUGACUCAGUUCCCGGGCACGAUCAACUGUGUCCUGAAGAACAAUGGCGCAGCCCUUGCUACUUUCACUGCCCAAAAGACCUUCGCCGAUCUUGACGGCAACCCUGCCAAAGCUAUUCCUGUCAACCUUGACCACGCCAUCAUCAACUGCCACGUUUGA
Molecule: messenger RNA, 384 nt
Organism: Penicillium waksmanii
Lineage: Eukaryota; Fungi; Ascomycota; Eurotiomycetes; Eurotiales; Aspergillaceae
Exons: 1
Coding region: 1-384 (127 amino acids)
Source: RefSeq, a predicted model, not a curated record